This is a messenger RNA of Capronia epimyces CBS 606.96, 3273 nucleotides long. RefSeq lists its product as uncharacterized. NCBI's taxonomy places the organism in Eukaryota, Fungi, Ascomycota, Eurotiomycetes, Chaetothyriales, Herpotrichiellaceae. The record is from RefSeq and is a predicted model, not a curated record. The coding region runs from base 1 to 3273 and encodes 1090 amino acids. The transcript is spliced from 2 exons.
AUGGAUCCGACCUCAACUAGCCCCGACUUGGACCAACAAAGCCUUGUGGAAGAUGAAGAUCCUGGUGACCUCCGAGAAGUGCGUGGUUUGGGGCUCUUCAUCUCUUCCCCUAAGUUGAACCUUUCACGAGCCGUGGGUAAACGUGCUGAAGUCAGCCCUCCACGCAAAACCCCUCCGAUCUCAAGCGUGAAUAGCAGCAUCUAUGAAACGAUUAUUGCGAAGGCCUCUCCGUUACUUAAGGCUGCUGCGGACCAAAAGCGAGAAUCAGAAGAGGCGCUCAGCGACACCGUGGAGGCACCGAUAGCCAUAAACAGCCAGACUGCGGCACCACCCACACCAGAGCUCGCUCGGGAAAGGCAGGGAGACAUGGCGGAGGCUGUUACUCCGAGUGAGGAGCAAAUACCGAACGAAGAAUUGCGAGUCAAAUAUGGACAGCUGCUCGCUGAAAAGGAGUGGCUGCAAAUGCAACAUGAGGAAUUGCUCAAGAAAAUGGAUCUUCUCGAGCAAGAUUAUCUAAAGCAAAGGGAGGAAUUGGAAGACUAUCCUCAGAAGCUAUCUGAAGCAGAGGACCUCUGUCGCAGGAGACAGCAGGAGGUCGCCUUUCUGGCCGAAACUGCGAACAUUUUUCACCAGGCACUCAACACAAUCCGAGAAGAGCUGGAGGAGCUGAAGUGCCGAAAUGUGCAGAUCGAGCGCACCAAAAAAGGCUUCGAAAAGGAAGCGACCGACGCAAAGAAUGCACAAACGGAGUGUCAAGGAAUGUGCCGAGCAAAGGAAGAAGAGAUUGCGAACCUUACCAAGAAGCUCGAAGAAUACAGGCUGAGGAGUGAGGAAUCAGAAACCAAAUUACAAGCUACCAAGGAGGAAUACAAGAGGACGCUUGAAGAGAUGAGGGAGUGUCGUAACUGGAUUGACAAGGCACGUUCAGAACAGAUUCAAAGAGACGAGGACCAAAUCCGGUUCUGUGAUAGACGCUUGAUGGAGCUUCUAUCCAAGCGUCACGCCUUUCAGCACCUGUCGACAUCGCCAUUCGUGCAACACCAAGCCCUGGCCGACUUUCUCGCUUCUCCUUUGGCGACUCUUCCUUCCUCAUUUCACAGCCUGGCCAACUCACCCAGGAGCGCGACCUUUAGACACCUUCCUCCGAGAAAUACGAACUCAACAGCUUCCAUUCGCUCGAACUGGCCAAGGUCACCCGCGUCAUCCCGUCAGUCAUGGCAAUCGUCCCAGCGCGGCGCCUCCUCUCAUGCUGGUGCUUCAACAGUGUCCAAUCCCGAACCACUAGAGUGGAUCACGCCUGACUACGGAGACGCUUCUCCUGGUCCGUCUCGCCUGUCCCUUGAAAUUGCAGACCUUCAAAAGCGCAUCAACCUGUCAGGAUUAGUAUUGUCGAGGCCUCUUUCUGACCAGUAUUAUGCACAGCUCUCGUUGGAUAGCCCAAGCCGGCCAGAGCCAUUGAGGAUCCAGGGUAUCCUUGACCGAGGUCAAGAGGAAGAGACCAUUCGUGACGGAGCACUGGGUAAAGUUGAGGAUGAGCCGCAGUAUUCCCCCUCUGAAAACGCGACUCGAGAGUCGAGGGAGGGAAGUACACAGGUGCCUGUAGAGGCCAAUCCACAGCCGCAGGCUGGCCAAGGUGCCGAUGUCCAACCACAUCAACUGAAGUCCAGCGGCAGCGAGAUUAGCAUUGUCGGUCAGGGCCUAGAGCUCUUGGAGGAAACAUCGCCACUUCACAAAGGCCGACCUGUUUCCGAAACAGCAGGGCCAUCAAUCACCUUGUCACCUUCAAGUCAUCAUGUGGAUCUAGACAACGACGCGGGUUCGGCCUUGGCCGACACCGCGCAAAGCGAGAAUCAACGCCGUCGGACCAGCAUAAGCGAGAGAUCACGGGGGACAGCCGGGAACCUGGCUCCCAUCAAAACAAAACCCAAUGCCUUUCAGAGCAGCUCGACCAGAGGCCCGCCUCCGCGAAGUUCCAUUCCGCCCUCAGAUGUAGUCGGUGAAGACAGGCUGACUUCACCAUCGCGCUCACCACACUCCGAGAAGGCCCAGGACAGCGCAGCCACUAGCAGUGCCGUCGAGUGCCAUCAAACACCCGGGCUGCGUCAGCGAAGAUCCAUAUCGCCGCAGCAUCAGUCAGUCGAGCCACUUCACAAUCCGCUUUCUGUGGAAGAACGGCUCCGCAUGAGAUCGACGUCGAGGUCGCCUCCAGAUGUCAAGGUUGGAAGGUGGAUAAUGAUGGUUGGAGAUGAUUCUCCCGGUGGGUCGACGCUCGGUGGGUCGACGCUCAUUGGUUCGGACUACUCAGACCAGAUGAAGGAUUACAGUCGUCUCGACCCUAUUGGGGGGGCCUGGAUCGCGGCUUUGGGAAGCGGCUCUCCCAGUCCAACUUCGACCCGCCAGGUGACUGAGAUACACCUCUUCCCGAAUCUCAGCAAUUCGACGGAGAAUGUCGCCGGGGUUGCAAACGACCUACAAAGCCGGGGUACCCGAGAAUCAGGAACCUUUCUCAGCUCUUGUCGCCGUGCAUCGGCCCAGGCUGCAGAAACACAGACAAACUUCGUGUCUGAGUCGACGACAGACUCUAUCAUCUCCAAAGGUAUCAAGAUCCUCAAACAGCUUCCCAUAUAUGAACGCCGCACUGAGAGCAUAUCCAGCGAAUCCUCCAAGGCCGUGACCACUCCAUCGAUCUCUCCGGUCAUGUCGUUCACCGACAUCCUUGAUGGUCUUGAGCAAGUUUCAGACGACGAUGGGAGUCAGAUCCGCGAUUCUGCAAGUGAAAGCGGACCUGAGCCUACCGAGCGCGAACUCGAAUUUGAGGAUGACCCUGUGAUGACUGGGAAGACAUCCCGGGGAGCAGGAAAGGAGAUCCAGUUCACCUGGGGGGCAGCCGCAAUAGUCUCGACGACCUGGCAAGAAGAAGAGGCGUCUCCGACAGCAGAGCGAGAAGGCGAUGCUCGGGCCCAAUAUGAGAGCAGGCCAUCUUGCACUCCUACAUUCUAUUGCACAAGCUCAUCUCUCAGUGGAUAUGUUGACCGAAGCCCCCAACAACUGCUCUUGCUUAUCUUUGUGGCAUACGUAGCGUUGGCACUUUUUGUGCUCGGACGAGGACCACUGGCCUCCACGCUGAACGUCGGCACGUGCAGCACAAACUCCCAUACCACAAGGAUUCCGUGGUGUGCACUGAGAGACCGACAGACAAGAGAUUCCCCGAUUGAUUGUCCCGACCAGCAUGGGCAAGUCAGCCGUGCCAUUGCCAUGCAAAUUGGAACAUGA